UCAACAGAUUUUGGAUCCUCUAGUCCGCCAAGGGCCAGCUGACACGUAGCAGCGCUCUUCCCGUUGUCCGUCUCCUCCCUGCAGUCGCUCGUCUGGAAGGGCUCGCUACGCGAGUCAACCCCCCGCGAUCGCAUCUACCCCCGAGGUUUUCGGGAUUCCAGUUGGAGUUCGCGACUCCGCGCUCUCAGACGAUCCGACCUCAUCGAUCGCUCGAUCAUGAAGACAUUCGGUUCGCCGGAGAAUCUUGACCGACGUUGCUCGGCAUUUUCGUGAUGUUGACGUGAUCACGUGAAAGGGAGACUCUUGUGAUACCGAUGUGUCGACAGUGAUUCUCGUCCGAUCCAGAAUCGUUUGGAGGAUCCGGAGUACUCCGGAUUCGAAACGAGUCACCGAUGAACGGCCUCGACUUGUCCCGAUCCGCCGUGGAUUGUAAGAUGAACGGAAGCAGCGACGAAGGCGAGUCAACGUCGGGUGCGACAGGCGGGGGUGGCGGCAGCGAAAACGCGGAAAUGGAGGAAAACGGAUCGACUCGCACGAGCAGCAACAGCAGCAGCAGCAACAAUCCCGUUUACAGGGAUCUGAAGCCACUCCAGACUGGCGGCGAAAUCUCGCAGGAUUUUAAUCCGCAGCCGACCGCCUAUCAGCAACGCGGAUACUCGCCGGGGAUGGAGUUACGGCAGCGGCGCCGGCCGCGGAAUUACGAGGAGUAUCAACCGUCGCCAUCUUCUAGGGAAGAAGAGAGGAAACGUCUUGGGAUUACGGCGAGAAGAACACGCGGAAGGAGUAUUCGAGGUCGCAGGAUUACAGCAAUGAAUACCAGGAUACGAUAAAGCAGGAGCCUAAGGAUCACUUGAGCCGCGAAUGGGUGUCACCCGUCCCGGAGGUCGAGGUCGGCGGUUCGGCACCCGGAGGCCCGUACGUUCGCGCACGCAAAGACAUCCCUCGUGGUGCGAGAUUCGGGCCGUUCCUCGGCAAAUGGGCGAGCGAGCCUUUCAACCCCCGUUACGCGUGGGAGGUUCGCAUAGCAGGUAGUGGAGUAAGAGGUUGGUUGGACGCAUCUCACGAGACGAACAAUUGGCUAAAAUAUGUUCGAAGCACUGCUAGUCCACACGCGGUGAACAUGCGUCACGUACUCAUCGGCGGUCAGAUGGUGUACGAAGCUGUUCGCGACAUCGCAACGGGCGAAGAGCUUCUUUUGGGUCUACGGGAGCCGCUUCAGCUGCAGGACAUGCUGGGUGAAAACACGACCGAGGACAGAAGCGAUCGAGAGACUGCCUCACAACACAGCGGAACGAUUGACGAAGACAAAGAAGACGAGGAGGAAGGAGAAACAAGAUGCACUGUCUGCGACAAGCCGUUCCAAGAUAUUGAAUUAUUGGAUAGUCACCUGGUGACUUGUCACAGAUAUCCAGCAGAGCAGCACCGCUGCGACAGCUGUCCCCGUGCCUAUGCUUGGCGACCGCUUCUGGUACGACAUCGCGCUAUUGUUCACGGUGAUCUUCGGAACUAUCCCUGCGAAAAUUGUCCGAAGGUCUUUACCGAUCCGUCGAACUUGCAACGGCACAUCAGAACGCAUCACGUCGGCGCCAGGAGCCACGCUUGCACGGAGUGCGGCAAAACAUUCGCGACCAGUUCCGGCCUGAAACAGCACACCCACAUCCACAGCAGCGUAAAGCCCUUUCAGUGCGAGGUCUGUUUCAAGGCGUACACGCAGUUCUCCAAUUUAUGCCGGCACAAGCGCAUGCACGCCGACUGUCGCAUGCAGAUCAAGUGCGUUAAAUGCGGACAGUCCUUCAGCACGGUGACAUCGUUGUCGAAGCAUAAGCGGUUUUGCGACUCCACGACUCCAACCGGUCCGCCCGGAACCAUGCCUCAAUUACCAACGCCAGCGGCGAGCCCCUUCCUGGUGUAUUCACGGCCGCCCGUGAGCUUGCCAGGCGGUUUGCCUUUCUACCCGCCUAGUCUGAUAAAUCCUUACACGGGAAUUUUUCCGAACCCUCCGAACUUUCUGAACACGCCACUGCUUUUCCCGCCGAAGAUCGAGGAGGCCGAGAAGAGAAGCGACAGCCCGAAGAAAGAACGUUUCACUCCUCCGAGAGUGCUGUCGCAUCACAACAAGGUCUCUCCUUCCACGGCGGAAGAAGCCACCUCUACCUUUCGGCCGUCUCCGGCCAGACCACCGGUCCAGCCGACUCCGGAGAGCGACGACGAUCUUUCGAAGAGAAGAGAGGCGGCCAGGAGCAACGAGCGAAGAAUGGAAACCGAGAGUGCUUCGAACAUCCCGAAGGAGGAAACGACCGAGCAACCGCUGGAUUUAAGGAUACAGACCAAGAAGCGGGAUGUCACUUCGAAAUCCGCGAGCAGGAAAAGCCGCACUCCGUCGCCCGCGCCGGUACCGAUGGAGGAAACACCCGCGCCGCCCGAUCCGCCGAAACCGGAAGAGGACGCCGCUCCGCCGCCGAUGGAGCUCGAGUCCAAGGACAUUCCCAGCCCGCAACUGAGAACCAGCCUGCCGACCGAGCAACCGCCGACCAAUACACCGCCGCACAUGGCUUAUCCCCGACCGAUACAUCCGAUGUUCCUCGAGACGAUGUACCGCAAUCCCGGGGUGAGCGCUUUCCCAGGCUUUCCCGGCGCCCCGCCGCCUCCCAGCGGAGCCACGCCGGAAUCCAGGCUGAUACCUCCGCUCCCGCCCUUCGGCCCACCGCGCGGGCUUCCUUUUUUAGGCUCGCUUAUGAACGGGCUCAGCGGCGCUAGGCCAGGAGGAGGUUUCGAUCUGCUCGCCCGGCCGCCGCUCAGUGCGUUCCCCGGUGUGAAGCCGUUCCAGGAAGCCGUCUUGCCACCCCACCAUCACCACCACCAUCAUCAUCAUCAUCAUGUUCACGGCAAAAUGAAGGACCGAUACUCCUGUAAGUUCUGCGGCAAAGUGUUCCCGCGCUCGGCCAAUCUGACGAGGCACCUGAGGACGCACACCGGCGAGCAGCCGUACAAGUGCAAGUACUGCGAGCGGUCCUUCAGCAUCUCGAGUAAUCUGCAGAGACACGUGAGAAACAUCCACGACAAACAGCGGCCGUUCAAGUGUCCGCUUUGCGAAAGGUGCUUCGGCCAGCAGACCAAUCUGGAUCGACACCUGAAGAAGCACGAGGCCGAUGACGGCAGCGGAGUGGUCUCAGUCGCCGAUUCGCCCGGAAGUAGCAACGAGAACGAGCGGGAGGACACGUACUUCGACGAAAUCAGGUCCUUCAUGGGCAAGGUCACUUACAGCGGCGAGAGCGGCUACGGAAUACCACAUCACCCCGCAUACAUCCCGGCUCGAUUGCACGAGAUAAACGAGUCGAAGAUGGAAGUCGAGUACGACGAGGACGAAGACAGCGAGGAAGGCGCGUCCCCUUUGGAGGAAACGGACGGACUGUCGCCGAUCGAGGCGAAGGAGUCGCCGUCGCCCUCGCAGUACGAUUUAAAGCUGCGGGAGAAGCAGGAGCUGCUCAAUAAUAACACCGCGGAGCCGGUGAUCGAGAUCUCGACAUAGCCCAGAGGUCAGUCUGGGUGAUUUGCGCGAGCGCUUCGUAAGACGAGGAA
Molecule: messenger RNA, 3579 nt
Organism: Linepithema humile (Argentine ant)
Lineage: Eukaryota; Metazoa; Arthropoda; Insecta; Hymenoptera; Formicidae
Product: transcription factor hamlet
Biological process (GO): regulation of transcription by RNA polymerase II
Cellular component (GO): nucleus
Molecular function (GO): DNA-binding transcription factor activity, RNA polymerase II-specific; sequence-specific DNA binding
Source: RefSeq, a predicted model, not a curated record